Lemur catta (Ring-tailed lemur) is the source of this 6233-nucleotide messenger RNA. It is a transcript of the gene SAP30L, whose product is annotated as SAP30 like. The record is from RefSeq and is a predicted model, not a curated record. Lineage: Eukaryota; Metazoa; Chordata; Mammalia; Primates; Lemuridae. Gene Ontology annotation, cellular component: histone deacetylase complex. The transcript has 4 exons. Gene Ontology annotation, molecular function: protein binding; transcription coregulator activity. Gene Ontology annotation, biological process: regulation of DNA-templated transcription. The coding region runs from base 648 to 1196 and encodes 182 amino acids.
ACUUCCGCUGUCCCGCGGAGGGCGGGGGGAGCGAACUGUUGUGGUGCGGCGCGUUGGGCGGGCGGCGGCCGGGCGGCCCAGGGGCUGCCGCGGGACUCGGGGCGCAGCCGAGUGGCUGCAGGGGUGGGGCGGGCCGGACGCUCCGCGGGGCCCGGACGCCGCGGGUUCGAGGCCGGGCCCCGCGCGGGGAGGCCGCGCCACCCCGGGGGAGCUGCCCGGCAGCGAGUUUGCCCCACAGGCGAAAGAAGGCGGGAGCCGGCGAGGGCCUUCAAAACCCCCUGGCAACCUGGGCCCGGAGUCCCUGGGGAGCGGCUGCUUCCCGGGACGCCCUCCCGGACGCCCCUGCCGCAGGGUAGCUGUUCUGGGCCCCCGGCAGAAGGCGUCACCGGGUGACCCCCGGCGGGGCCCUGCGAGCCGCGGGAGUCGACCCCGGGGCUUCGAGCGGGGAGGAAGGGGUUUCCGGAGACGCGGGGCCGGGGGCUGAAGGAGCCGGGCCUCUCGGACGCGGGGCAGGGCAGCGCCCGGUCAGAAGACCGACUCUGGGACUCUCGGGUGCGGGAGUCUCGGCGACCUGCCCCGCGGCGAGCGCGGCCGCGGAGUGGCCUACAGGGGACCCUCCCCCAGAGGGGCCCGCCCGGGGCGGGGAGAUGAACGGCUUCAGCACCGAGGAGGACAGCCGCGAAGGGCCCCCCGCCGCCCCCGCCGCCGCCCCGGGUUACGGCCAGAGCUGCUGCCUCAUCGAGGACGGCGAGCGCUGCGUCCGGCCCGCGGGCAACGCCUCCUUCAGCAAGAGGGUGCAGAAGAGCAUCUCGCAGAAGAAACUCAAGCUGGACAUCGACAAGAGCGUAAGGCACCUUUAUAUCUGCGAUUUCCACAAAAAUUUCAUCCAGAGUGUCCGAAAUAAAAGGAAGAGGAAGACAAGCGAUGAUGGUGGAGAUUCUCCUGAGCACGACACUGACAUUCCUGAGGUCGAUCUGUUCCAGCUGCAGGUGAACACUCUACGACGUUAUAAACGACACUACAAGUUGCAGACCAGACCAGGCUUCAAUAAGGCCCAGUUAGCAGAAACUGUCAGCCGACACUUCAGGAACAUACCUGUGAAUGAAAAAGAGACCCUCGCCUACUUUAUCUACAUGGUGAAGAGUAACAAGAGCAGAUUGGAUCAGAAAUCAGAGGGCGGCAAGCAGCUGGAGUGAGGAUGAAGCACAUCUUAAAGGAAUGAAGUAUAAUGCUUAAUGCACAGGUGAUGUCUGCUACAUUUAAGCCCAUAAAGACUGUUAAAUUUUAUUGUAAAUAAAAAAGUUUGAAUGAUGAAUACUGUAAAUCUUUUUGGUCAGGAGGAUUAUAUUCUCAUUCAGCAUGUGUAUAGAAAGACUUUCUUUUAAGAUAACUUCUGGACUAAAAAACAGGAUCAUAAAAAGAAUUAAAGAAAAACUAUGUAUUACAGCAUUCAGCAAAGCAUUAAGUCAGUCCUACUGGAAAUGUGGAAUAAGAAAUGUUUUGGUCGUCACCUUAUAACACCAGGCUGCCACAUGUGAGACGUGGCCCUGGAACGGCAGCAAGGUGCAAUUGGCAGUGGAGGUGCAUGAGCAGACCUGAGUCUGGACUUGCAUGCUGCCCACUGGGGAUGUAGAUUUCCCACCUGCUUUGUUGCCAGCUUUGUUGUUUAUCAGCAGAUCAGUUUGAUGCUGGUCCCCUUCGCUCGCGCUGUGCCUUGUAACCCAGUAGGCACUUAAUCAGUAUUUAUUGGCUAAUUGAGCUGUCACUAACAGUGCCAGCCUUGUAACAUCUGUUUCACACCUCUUGUUACUGAGACCUCUGCCAUGACUGUUGCUUGCCCUUAACUGCUAGAAUGUGGAGGAAAUCCUGGUGCACCAACAAGGAAGUUUCAAAUCAAACAGGGAUUGCAGGAUAUUUGUAUGCGCAAAGCUCCAUUUGUCAAGGUGCCAGAAACACUGAUACCAAGACCCUCACAGAAGACCAGUCCUCUGUACACCCCUCCAUGCUUCACUCUUUGGGGUGAAGUUAUAUAUUAUGACUUCAGCCAAGCUCCUGGGCAAUAAAUGCUUUGACAAGCAGAGAUAUUUAGUGGCUUGGGGCUAAUGUUUUCAGAAGUAUUAAUCCUUAGUUCACAACCACCACAAAAUCUGCCCAGGACCAUAUGAUUCGUGCUCAGAAGUCCAGCUGUGGGACUGGAAAUCUGGCUGGCCUUGACUCGCUGGGCUCUGGUCAGCAGCAAAUCAUGAGUUUGAGCAACAAAGGUCAGUGCCAUCUCAUGCUCAUUUUUGUGAGCAAUUCACCUCCCUCUUAGGGAGAAAGAUUGCUAAAAUAAUUUUUUUUAAGUAUUGAUAAUUACCUGAUUAUUUUUAUUCAAAAAAGUGGAUUCAUCAAUCUAUCAGAGCCAAAGUAUCCUGUGAAAACAAAGCUUUAUAUCCAAAAAUAUACUUUUGCAAAAUUCUCUAAUCAAAGUGAUGGGGGCAAAGAGUGUGGGUAGGAGGGCAGGAGAAAAAGAAGAAAAGGAUUAGCAUUCUAAUUUAUGACCAUCUUGAUAUAUAUUAUAGUCAAAGGUGUCAUUUUCCCACUCAGUUUCAAUUCUGAGUUAUUUCUUAAGCCUUAAAUAUAAAAGGAGCAAUGGACAGCCUGGCCUGGCAGAGAGUUUCAUAGACGGCUUAAUCUGAGCACCAUCACAGAGAAGUCAGAAUUAACCCCCCACUGAUCGGGGCGGCAGAGUAUCCACAGGUGUCAGUUCUGUGAAGCAGAGUACCAUGCUUUCUGUGGAAUGGGGACAGGGCCACCACUCUCACUAAAAUGCAGUGUGUUCCAUCACAGCAAAGCUUUCGCCCGUAUUCAAUGCAUGUCUAGCAGAUUGCAGCCUUUUUAAUUAAAUAUGUGUAAAUGAAUGUACAUAGAAUAUGCUCUGGACUACAAGGGGAUCCUAUUUUGAUACGCCUCCUGGCUGGGAUGGUAUGUCAAGGUGCUCUGUGAGUGUUCUCAGUCAUUCAGAUGCCGUGUGUAGUUAGAGAAUAUCUACUUACAGCUGAAGGGUGUUGAUACGGGCAUCAAGAAGGCUCAUCAGGUGCUGGAGUUUGGGGGCAGAUGGGGCCUGCAGGUUAAGGCAUCCUUAACCUGCUACAUGGAAAUGUCCAUCUCUUUUUGAGAAAGAAAGUGUAUCUUUUUGAUAUUUAAACCAAAAUUGUGGUAUGUAGGUCAUGUCACUGUUUCCUUAACAGCAAAUCUGUUUUCCCAGUUGAGAGAGACAGCAGUACAUUUCUGCACAAGAAUAUGUGGUGUUAGGAUCCAUCUGUUCCAAUGUGUCUGUAAGAAUGCUUUGUUCCAAAGUGAAACCUGGGGAAACUUUUUACCUUCACUUAGAUGCCAUGCGCACUUGGGUCCCAUGUCAUCUUUCCUCCAAAGAGAAGUGCUUUUGCAAAGUGGAGGUUGUGGAUAUCUUUUCAACCUUAAAACAGGUCAGGUGAGAGAAAAGACAAAGCUAUUUAACUUAUGUCUUUCUCGUGUCCAGAAAUCUGUUCUUUCAUCAAACUAAACCACUUGCCUUAGCGUCUUCUGCAGAUUCUGAUGGCUUAUCUGUGGGCAAGAGACUUCUGCUGUGAGAAAUGGCCAAGUUCUCCAAAGCAACAGGGUCUGGCUUCAGGGAGCAGUGGGGUUUGGGAAAGCAGUGUUCAUCUUGGCUGCCUGCAUUUUUAUACCACCUGUCAAGGACUCUUGCACUUCUUUCCACCUGUGACGUUGCAGCAUUGCCUUCUUUGCUCUUGGUGCUCCUGGGAAAAACUGGAAUUUAAAAUUCAGAGUUGGCAUUGUCUUCUUAAAGAGUGUGUUUCCUGCCUCAGUUCCAGCCUGCUAUGGUUCUUUCAUAUGCCCUGAAGUUUGUCACAUGAAAACAUCAAUAUCCUACCAUUCGUGUUACUUCGUUUUAAGAUUUUUCAAAAACGGACAAACUUCUUAUUUCAAGGAACAAACUCUUAGGUUGGCAACAGCAUGUGAAAAAGAUCAUAGCUGAAUCUCCUGAAAGAUUGAAAACCAAAGGAUUCAAGACCAGUGUUGUAAAAUGAAGAGGAAUUGUACUUAUGUGUUUCAGCUGCCAAGUUGUUAGAUGUUCCUAUCUUAGCAAAAUAGUCACGCUAGCCUUUCAGAGAACAGAUAGUAACAAUUGUUUGCAACUGGAAUGUUGUAUCUAACCUUGGUUUCUGGCUCUUUAUUUUGUGGGAACUUUUUUGUUAAUAUCGCACAGGGCAACUGCCAAAUGGAAGGGAGAGGGUGGGAGAAGGAACUUACCCUGGGGCCUUUGCCUGUUGACGUAGGCUGUCGCAGGUGUGGAUCCCAGAGUAGCUGCUUCGUGGAAAUCACCUGAGGGCUCUCAGUACUUAAAAUGACAAGAUCCAAAACUUGGGAAAGGGCCUUUAAGUCAUGCAGUCUAGUCUCCGCACAGGUGCUGACAUUCUGCCUACAACCGUCCCACCAAGGGGUUGAGCACUCUGGGCAUAAACACCUCUGAGGACAGAGAACUCACUACCUCCUGGGGAAGCCGUUCUAUCUUUGUAAACCUCUGGCUUUUCCAUGUUCUCUAUAAUUUCCAUUUUAGUCUCUGCCCCAUGGGGGCCACGUGGGAUGAGUUAUUCUCUUGGCAAAGAACCUAAUUGCUGGCACUGUUCCGGAAGCAUAGCAUUUGUCUUUUGGAAAGGAGCAGCUAGGAAACAGACACCUUGGUGUCCUGACUGUCCUCAUGCUUGGGUAUUGGUCCAUUUAGUUCCUUACUGGAGAAUGUUGAGAAAACCCCAUCAGCCAACUUAACACUUACUGGUUCUUGCUGGUGGAGAGGAGAAGGUGAUCUCAUCAGCCUGCGAAAAAAAUAACCUCAGACAGAUGAGGCCUUGGUUCUGUGCUUGUCCCACAAAAACUGUUGUUCACAGCAUCACUUAGGACAAACUUCAGCUAGAAGAUUUUAAAAUAAUCUCAUCGCUUUGCAUGGAGUUUAAAGGUUCCAUGGCCUGUACCUUAAGAUUCCUAUAACGACUUCACACAUUGUUUCUACUGAGAAAGCAAAGCUUAGGAACUUGGGGAUGGGGGCUGCGUGUGUCGGUAGAAGUGCCACACUUUCAAGCUGGAAAGUCCUUAAAGGUGGCUGUUGUCCAGUCAUCCAUUUUUAGAGAUGAGGAAGCUAAAAUUCAAGAAGACUUGCGUAAGGUCACAUGGCACUCUCAGAACCAGCCUCUAGUCCUCUUGACCUGUCCAGCAUUCUUCUCACUCUCUGACUUGCAGAAUGACUAAUCCAGUCUAAAAGAAGAUGCCCUAAGAUUCUUGAGACCUUGUAAUGGAGCAGAAGUUCCCAGGGCCAACCUGGCUCUCAGGGACUGUGACCCAACCUGCAGAACUCAAGGUUGAGUGAAAUGAUUAGGCCAGAUGAGUUUUGCAAAACAAAUCUAGCCUACAAUUUAUUAAGACCAGGAAAAGCCUAGUGGGAGACAUAGUAUUGUCCUAGAACUUAAAUUCUCAUGAAAUGGGCUUGUUCUGCAAUCUCUUGGUCAGACUUCUACCUUCCAGGCAAUCCUUUGAGCUUGCAUAAUUCAGUUGGCCCGGACUCCCGGGCCCUGAUUCUGAGCUAGGCUGUCAAACUGAAGGACAGGUGAAAUCAAGAUCGUGCCCUGGGAAACACAGUGCUUUAGGGUGCCUUUUUAUUCCUCUCAUUGUACUACAGAGUGUUUCUAAGUUUAAGGUUAGGAAGGGAAAGGUUGGUCUGAUGUUUUAAGGUGGAAUCCAGCCUGGGGUGCAAGGUAUGACUGUUCUUGACGUAGAAAUGUCCACAAUCGUUUAUUUCAUCUAGCUUGCAUCUUAAAACACAAACCCUUCAGUUGCUUUCACUUAAUGAACAUAUUUGCCAAUGACAGAGGGUUGUAUAGGAUCCCUGUUUUACAUUUCGGUUGUCUCUUAUGCUCAUCGGAGUGUAUCUGGGGUGUGGGUUUGUCCCCAUUUCGUAACUGCCUUAUUGAAAAGUAAGUGCCCUUCCAUUCCAGGCCUCCUCAUAUUGUACUUGUUUCCUGCCAAAUUUGGGGGAUCAUUUGUAUUUUAAUUUUGUAAUCUAUGGCUCUGUACUGUUGAAAGGCUCUCAAUUCUAUGGGGUCUCCUUAGUAUGUAUGUGACUUUUCAUGUUGCAAGAUCACAUAGAUGGGAUGGCCCAACUUUCGCUCUUAAUAAAGAAUCUGAAUGAGUAAGAAACA